Messenger RNA from Lactuca sativa (garden lettuce), 1736 nucleotides. RefSeq names its product guanosine nucleotide diphosphate dissociation inhibitor At5g09550. Gene Ontology annotation, cellular component: cytoplasm. The record is from RefSeq and is a predicted model, not a curated record. Gene Ontology annotation, biological process: protein transport; vesicle-mediated transport; small GTPase-mediated signal transduction. Gene Ontology annotation, molecular function: Rab GDP-dissociation inhibitor activity. Lineage: Eukaryota; Viridiplantae; Streptophyta; Magnoliopsida; Asterales; Asteraceae.
AGUUGCGAAAAAGGCUGGAUCGGUGGGGGCCCACCACGUAAAAAGAAAUCCUUGAAAUUUGGCGGGGGGUUUCAUAACCGAAUGUUUCUGCUGAAGACCUGUUCCCCAAAAAGAUGUCCGAUUAUAUCUCAAUUUCUUCUUCUUCUGAUAGUUUUAGUUGAUUAAAAUCAAAUCACUCAAUUUCUUCAUUUCAUUUGAUGUUCGUUAACCUAAUUGCACCACCAUGGAUGAAGAAUACGAUGUGAUAGUACUCGGCACCGGUCUCAAGGAAUGCAUCCUCAGUGGUCUCCUCUCCGUCGAUGGCCUCAAAGUACUUCACAUGGAUAGAAAUGAUUACUAUGGAGGCGAAUCAACUUCACUUAACCUAAACCAGCUCUGGAAGCGAUUCAAGGGUGGUGAUUCACCUCCUGCAGAAUUAGGCCAAAGCAAAGAUUACAAUGUUGAUAUGGUCCCCAAGUUUAUGAUGGCUAAUGGUGCCUUAGUUCGUGUUCUAAUUCACACUAAUGUCACAAAAUACCUUAAUUUCAAGGCUGUUGAUGGAAGCUAUGUGUACAACAAAGGAAAGGUUCACAAAGUUCCAGCAACUGAUGUUGAAGCACUUAAAUCCCCUCUCAUGGGAUUAUUUGAAAAACGUCGUGCUAGAAAGUUCUUCAUUUAUGUUCAAGACUACGAUGAUAAUGAUCCAAAAUCAAAAGAAGGGUUGGAUCUUAAUAAAGUUCCAGCAAAAGAUGUUAUUUCGAAAAAAUAUGGACUAGAUGAUAAUACAGUUGAUUUUAUUGGACAUGCAUUGGCACUUUAUAAGGAUGACUCUUAUUUGGAUCAACCAGCUAUAGAUUUUAUCAAGAGAGUUAAGCUAUAUGCAGAGUCAUUAGCUAGGUUUGCAGGAGGUUCUCCAUAUAUCUACCCUCUCUAUGGACUAGGAGAAUUACCUCAGGCAUUUGCUCGUUUGAGUGCAGUCUAUGGUGGCACCUACAUGCUCAACAAACCAGAAUGCAAGGUAAAGUUUGAAGAUGGGAAAGCAAUUGGUGUGACAUCAGAAGGAGAAACUGCAAAAUGCAAAAAAGUAGUAUGUGAUCCCUCAUAUUUACCCGAUAAGGUAAAAGCAGUUGGCAAAGUAGCACGUGCUAUUUGCAUCAUGAGUCACCCCAUCCCACACACUAAUGAUGCCCAUUCAACUCAAGUCAUCCUACCCCAAAAACAACUAGGCCGCAAAUCAGACAUGUAUUUGUUUUGCUGUUCAUAUUCUCACAAUGUAGCACCGAAGGGAAAGUUCAUUGCCUUUGUGACAACAGAAGCGGAAACAGAUAAUCCGGAAACGGAAUUGAAGCCCGGAAUUGACUUACUUGGAGCUGUGGAUCAAAUCUUUUUUGAUACUUAUGACAGAUACGAACCCACCAACGAUGGUGCUGAUGAUCACUGUUUCAUUUCCACCAGUUAUGAUGCAACAACACACUUUGAGUCCACGGUACAAGAUGUGAUUGCCAUGUACAGCAAGAUUACUGGAAAGAGUCUUGACUUGAGCGUGGAUUUAAGUGCUGCAAGUGCUUCCAAUGACGAGUAGCAAUAAUGGGAGUGGGAGAUUUUAAUAAAAAAAAUUUAAAGGCUUUUUGAAUCAAUAAAUAAAAUUAGGUAAUUUCUUUUGAGUGUUUGAACUUUAUGCAUAGGAACACAUUCAAGAAUGCUUACUGUAUUUGUGCAAAUUUUGGUACUAUUCUUAGAUUUUUUUUAAUGGAAGA